Cinara cedri is the source of this 4475-nucleotide messenger RNA. Lineage: Eukaryota; Metazoa; Arthropoda; Insecta; Hemiptera; Aphididae. The record is from the annotation of a GenBank genome assembly.
AUGUCCGGUGAUAAUAUACUUCUCGACAAACCGACUGUGAACGCAAGUAUUGCUGAAGAAGCUAACGUUCAAAACCCGCCAGAAACUAACGGAAUCGAUCAGACAGCCUUCAAAACAAAGGUUAGUAUCCACAAUUCUUUUUUUUUUAGAAAAUCUAGAUUAGUUAAACAUAGUGAACACGAUUCUCAUAUAAUAGUAUAUUUUAAAAUAUACAUUAUAAAUUCCUACCUAGUAUAUUGUUGGUUUUUUUUUUUUUCACAGACACUAGUAGAAGAGAUUGAAGAUUUAAAAAAACUUGGAAACGCAGAAUUUUCAAAAAGAAAUUAUGAUAUGGCCAUAACAUAUUAUACACAAGCUAUAUUAAUGUGCCCAGAAGCAGAGCAAGCAGCUUUGUCCGUUUUGUUUCAAAAUCGAGCUGCCGCUCAUAGUAAAUUGGUAGGUAAAUAAAAAUAAUUACUUUAAUCAAUUUUGUUAUACCAAAACUAGGUGUUUUUUUUUUCAAAUAUUAGAUGUAACAAUGGUAUUAUUUGCUUAUAUUAUAUUUUCAGAAUAAUAAUGAAAAUUGCUUAGCUGAUUGUAACAAUGCCCUGGCAUUAGUACCACAUUACAAAAAAGCGUUAUCUCAAAGAGCAAGAGUACUUUCAGAAUUAGGCAACUUUAAACUCGCUUUAGAAGAUAUUACAGCUGUGGCUAUUUUUGAUAAGUUUGAAAAUCAAGAUGAUAUAAUAUUUUCGAAUAAUCUGCUCAAAAGUUUAGGUGAGGUUAUUUAUUCUUUUCACUAAUACAGAAUUAAAAAAUGUUUUUAUAAUAAAGACUAGUUCUAAAAAAAAAUGUCAUGAUAACUAUUAAUUUCUUCAAAUAUUUGAAAUUUUAAUUAUACCAUUAUACCAUAAGUUAAAAUUAAUUUUCAGGCGAGCAAAAUAUGGAAGAAUACACAAAGCACAAUGCUUUCAAUUUACCAUCAAAAUCAUUGAUUAAUCAAUUUUUGAAAUCAUUCUGUGACGAUCCAUUUUCUGAUGAAUUUGCACUGACAUUAUUAAAAUCAGACAUAAAGUAAGUAGUGUUUAAUAUUAAUCAUAAUAUGCUUUUAUCAUCAUUAAAAAAUCAAUAAAUAGUUAUUAUAACAUAUGAUAAAUAUAUAAUACAAUGUAAGUAUUAAUUAAUUUAGUACAGGUUUGGAGUAUGCAUUAAAAUGUAUUCAGAAUCAAAAGUUUGAAGAAAUCGAAAAAGCGUGUCAAAAUGAAUUAAAUAAAACUGAUAAUAGUUUAAUUCGUAAAAGUUUUGCAUUAAACUUAUUAGCUACUUUUUAUUUACUCCGCGGAAAUUAUGCUGCUGGUAUUGAACAUCUUACUACUGUCAUCGAAAAUCCAAAAGUUCCAAAGGAGGUAUAAUAAUAAAGUGUAUAUUGGUAUUAGUAAUUAAGAUAAUUAAAAAACAUAGUAUUAUCUAUACAAAUUAUGGGUGGGUAAUUUCAACACAAAAGACAUAACAACUAUGGUAGAUAACAUGUCACUUAAAGUGUAAAAUUGAUAAAAUACUUAUACUGACUUAUUCAGAUGUUUGAUACCUUAUUUUAACAUUAGAAUCCAUGAUAAAUAUAGUUAUAUGUAUUACUUAGUUUUCUUAUUCUAUUCAGUUACUUCAAUUGGUCAGACUGAGCAAAUUGUCUGAGAAAAAAAAUAAAAUUAAAAGUGGUACUUCAAAAAAAAUAGUUUAAAAUCUACAUAACUAGUUAAGUAUGAUGUUUGUGAAUGAGUAUGUAGGUACAUAUAUAUUUUUAUUGUUUUUCGCCUAUUCUUGUUUUUUUUACUAGUUUGUUUUCUUAAAUAGCAAUUAGUACAUUAUUUAUAAUUUUUAAUUUUUUUUUUUUUAAUAUAGACGGGAAAAACUAAUACAAUUUUUUAUUAGGAAAUUUUCAACAUAUUUAAAUUUCCAAUUAAUUUAAAAGUUUGAUUACACAUGGUUAAAUAUUGUUAACUUUAUUUUAUUUUUUUGAAAAUUUAAUUGAUUAAGUUAAAUUGUUGAUAGUUGAAAAUAAAUACCUUAAUAAAACGAGCAUUCGGAUAUCACCUACAAGAAGAAGUUGACAAAUGUUUUCAGGAUUUCAACCGUGCUGAAGCUAUUGAUCCCAACAGUCCUGCAAUAUAUCACCACAGAGCUCAAGUAUUACAUAUAGCAUUAGUAAACAUUUUCAGAAAAUCAUACUAUGGUAACAAAAAUCAUUAAUUUUUUUUAGAUUUAUUUAGAAGGAAUGAACACCAAUGAAGCAGUUAAAGAUCUCAAGAAAUCUUUGGAAUUAAAUCCUAAUUUUGCUUUGUCUAUUAUUUAUUAUAAUUUUGCUCAAUACUGUCAUGCCAAAAAAGUAUCAAAUAAAUUAUAUGUUGAACAUUUCUUGGUAGAAUUGGGAGAUUUUGUGGUGAAUUAUCCAGAUAUUUCUGAAAGUUUUGCACUUUACACCCAGGUAGAAAAAUAUAUUAUAAAAUGGUGUAGUUUUUAAAAUUAAAAAUGUAUUAAUUUAUGUUUAUAUAUAGGUUUUGUUGGAAACUGGAGCUUAUGAAGAAGCAGAUUUAGUGCUUAAAAAAGCAUUUGAAGUUCAUCCAGACAAAGCCGAUUUCCUAGUAAAUAGAGGUAAUCUUGUGUUCUUUGAGUGUAAAACUCUCAGUUUUAGGAUAUAUAGCAUAGCACUACCUAUAAAACAUGGACAUAACAGGAAAUUUUAAAUUUGCUGUGGAUAUUAAUGGAAACUCGGAAAAAUAUGAAAAAAAAAACUGAUAUUUAGUCUAAAAUUUUUUUCCACACAGUAUCUACCAAAUAAAAAUUACAUAUAUAAUUCAUAAAAUUUAAAUAUCUAUAAAUGGCUCAAAAUUCAAAAUGUUUUAUCACUGAUGGAAAAAACAAACAUAAGUUUAAUCAAAAAACAACUUCUGUUUUUACCAAUUAGUUUCAUAGAUUCAAAAUACCACAAAAAAUAAUUGUAAUGCUGUAUUAGUUGUCAUUAUUUGUCUUUUCGGGUUUUCCCAAUUAUUUUGAAAAUCUCUAGGAAAAUCAAAAUUUGACCUUUCUAAUGAAACCAACUAGAUAAAAUUUCCUUUUAGAAACACUUGAUACAUUGAAGCAAGGUUUCUUUUUGAAAAGUGGUUUACAGACCGAAAAAAACACAUAAUAAAAUUAUUAGAUUCCUUGCUUAACUUCAAAUCUAAAAUGCUGAAAAAAAUGUUAAUAGUACCAAUCAUGAUUGAAGAUAUUGUAUAAUUUUAUUAAUUUAAAAAAAAAACCAUAGACAUUUAUGACUAGAGUAAAGUUACAGGGAUAGAUCUAGUAGAGUAAAUAUGUCAAUGCCAAAUAAUCAAUUUUUUUUUAAACUACUCAAACUAGUAAGUUUUUAAGUUUUUACUAAAUAAUUAUUAAAGUAGUUUGACUAAUUAUCAUGUUGUUUACUUUCAUGUACUUGUAUUGUUCAAUUGUUUUGCUAGUAAUAUUUAACUUAAACAAACUUCUAUUUACUACUAAAACAAGUAUCGACAACUAUAGAUUAGUCAGGAAAAAACCUAAAAAAAUUGUUUUUUAAUAUGGAUAUAAUAUUAUUUAUGUAUUACUUUAUAGUAAAUAUACUGGAAAAUUGAGGGAUUUUGAAAAUUUAACAUCUGUAACAACCCUGAUUGCACAUUUCUAUAUGAAAUCAACUAGCUUACUAUAAAUAAAUUGUUUUUUUUUUCAGCAUUGAUCGCAGCAACAUGGAAAACUAAUGGUAAACUUGAUGCAUUUAAACUCCUUGAACAAGCAUUAAACAUUGAUCCGAAAUGUAAUAUUGCUUAUGAAACACUUGGAGAACUUUUCAUGCAAGUGUAAGAUAUUAAAAACAAAUCUAUACAAUAUUUUUAAAUGAUUAUUUUAUUUUAAUACCAUUCUCUUAAGAUAUUUUUGAAUUUUGAAUUGAAAAUAUUUUAAUAAUGAUAUUACAAUUAAAACAAAACAUUGUAACUAAAUUAUUUGAUUUAUUUUUAUUAACCAGAUUUUGACAAGACUGGAAAAAAAAAAAGAGUAAAUGUAUUAAUUUCUUCCACAAUGCCUUUUUUUUUUUUUUUUUGCUUAACAAGGCUGGGUUGAUAAAGCAAUUUAAUAUUAAUUAAAUAGUUUUUAAUUAAUAUGUAUGAAUAACUAUGUAUAAGAUUAUUUUUAUUAGCUUCAUUAAAUUAUUUUUAUAUAUUAUUUGUACUUGUGUAUUUCAGUGGACAACAAAAGGAUGCUAUUGAUUGUUUGGAAAAAGCUAUACCUCUGCCUAAACCAAGAAAACAACUGUUAAACACAUUUUCGUUAAGGAAUUCAGCACAGACCCAAUUAGCAAUAGUUGAACGUUUUGGAAUAAAGACGCCUAAAUUUUAUUCGUUUUCAGAAAAACAAUGAAAAAAAUAAAGAAAACAUUUAUCUCUAUAGUGGACAAGAUUAUACUAGUUUUAUCAUUUUUUAACUUGCUA